GAUUACUCUGGGUCAAUUAUUCUGGAUGUUCUGGUCCAACCCACGGAAGAAGUCAUAGACUAUCUUACAGAAGGCACAGGCUUUCUGCCUUCGCACUUUCUUCAUGACGACCCGAUUUUUUUAGACGAUGUCUUGGAAUUCCAGGAUGUCCGUCAAAGGGUGCAGGAUACCAUUCAUGGUCAAAAUCUAGUCGGCUAUGAGCUUUGGAUCCAUCUCCAGUCCCUCCAGCUAAGGCAUCCCGCUAACAAGACUCGAGAUGUUGCGACGUACCUACCUUUACUAGAGGGACUGAUUCCAGGGGAGGACAAUUUCAAGGAAAUGGUACGACAAUUUCUCGGCCGAGACAUUCAUGAGCGUAUUGAGACUGCUACGGAGGAUUCUUUCGCUGCUAUGGCGCUGUUCAAGUUAUGCGAAACCGAUUGGGAGGCGUCGAUUACAAAUAACGUUUGGCCCUGCAUUCUUCCUCCGCCAGAAUACCUCCAAUGGUACACUUAA
This is a messenger RNA of Cantharellus anzutake, 495 nucleotides long. RefSeq lists its product as uncharacterized. Gene Ontology annotation, cellular component: nucleus. The record is from RefSeq and is a predicted model, not a curated record. NCBI's taxonomy places the organism in Eukaryota, Fungi, Basidiomycota, Agaricomycetes, Cantharellales, Hydnaceae. The annotation marks the transcript as partial. The transcript has 5 exons. Gene Ontology annotation, molecular function: exonuclease activity; nucleic acid binding.